AUUCCCAAAAAUUGCACGCGGGCAACGUAAUCGUUCAAUUAAUAACCGCUUCGGCACCUCACUGUUCCUUUUUCUCUUUAUCUAAAAAAGAACAAAGAAUAGCAGAAUGGGUAACUCACAAUCCGGAAUGCCGCGAGGCAACGAUAACAAAAAAGACAAGGAUAAAGACAUGAAAAAGAAAAAGUGGGAACCUCCCGUACCCACGCGUGUGGGCAAAAAGAAGAAGAGAGGACCCGACACGUCGACCAAAUUACCACAAGUUUUCCCCACAUCACGUUGUCGAUUGAAAAUGCUCAAGAUGGAACGUAUCAAAGAUUAUUUACUCCUUGAAGAGGAAUUCGUGCAGAAUCAAGAACGAUUGAAGCCUCAAGAGGAGAAGGAUCAAGAAGAAAGAACACGUGUCGAUGAUCUUCGUGGAUCUCCCAUGAGUGUAGGAUCGUUGGAAGAAAUCAUUGACGAUGACCACGUUAUUGUGUCUUCGUCCACCGGGCCAGAAUAUUACGUCUCCGUCAUGAGUUUUGUCGACAAAGAUUUACUAGAACCGGGUUGCAGUGUCUUGCUGCAUCAUAAAACCAUGUCCGUCGUCGGUGUUUUGGGUGAAGAUACCGAUCCCAUGGUCAGUGUCAUGAAACUUGAAAAGGCCCCCACCGAAUCCUACGCCGAUAUCGGUGGGUUGGAACAACAAAUUCAAGAAAUCAAGGAAGCGGUGGAGUUGCCUUUGACGCAUCCUGAAUUGUACGAGGAAAUGGGUAUCAAGCCGCCGAAAGGUGUCAUUUUAUACGGUGUCCCCGGUACGGGUAAAACCUUGUUGGCCAAGGCCGUGGCGAAUCAAACAAGUGCCACAUUCUUGCGUAUUGUGGGUUCGGAACUGAUUCAAAAAUAUUUGGGUGAUGGUCCCAAGCUCGUGCGUGAACUGUUCCGAGUCGCCGAGGAAAACGCUCCCUCCAUUGUCUUUAUUGAUGAAAUCGAUGCUGUUGGUACCAAACGUUACGAUUCCACAUCGGGCGGUGAACGCGAAAUUCAGCGUACCAUGUUGGAGCUGCUAAAUCAAUUGGACGGUUUCGACUCACGAGGCGACGUCAAGGUGAUCAUGGCCACCAACAAAAUCGACAGUUUGGAUCCUGCCCUGAUUCGUCCUGGCCGUAUCGAUCGCAAGAUUGAAUUCCCCCUGCCCGACGUAAAAACCAAACGACGCAUCUUCAACAUCCACACAUCACGCAUGACCUUGUCCGACGAUGUCGACUUGGAAGAAUUCGUCAUGUCAAAGGAUGAUCUUUCCGGUGCUGAUAUCAAGGCUAUCUGUACUGAGGCCGGUUUGUUGGCAUUGCGAGAACGUCGUAUGAAGGUCGUAGCGGAAGAUUUCCGUAAAGCACGUGAGAAGGUGUUGUAUAGAAAGAGUGAAGGAACGCCUGAAGGCUUGUAUCUUUAAGCGUAGAAGAACCCCGGUCACCCCAAAUCCAUGUUGUCUUUUUUUUAAUAUCAUCUUUGCGAGAACGAGUGGUUUAGAUUUUCUUUUAUCGGCACGCUGGUGGUAGGAUGGAUUUUUAUUUGGGUGGUUUAAUCUCUUGGGGGAAAAAACACUUGGCAUGUGUUGUUCCACACGACUUCUGAUAAUACGUGCGGAUCGACGCCUCGUACGGCUGCAAUGACAUGCAGUACGGAAC
Messenger RNA from Radiomyces spectabilis, 1664 nucleotides. RefSeq names its product 26S proteasome subunit P45. Gene Ontology annotation, cellular component: proteasome regulatory particle, base subcomplex. Bases 107 to 1429 code for a protein of 440 amino acids. Gene Ontology annotation, molecular function: ATP hydrolysis activity; ATP binding; proteasome-activating activity. The transcript is spliced from 6 exons. Lineage: Eukaryota; Fungi; Mucoromycota; Mucoromycetes; Mucorales; Radiomycetaceae. The record is from RefSeq and is a predicted model, not a curated record. Gene Ontology annotation, biological process: proteasome-mediated ubiquitin-dependent protein catabolic process.